This is a messenger RNA of Hyaloscypha bicolor E, 2041 nucleotides long. RefSeq names its product ankyrin. NCBI's taxonomy places the organism in Eukaryota, Fungi, Ascomycota, Leotiomycetes, Helotiales, Hyaloscyphaceae. The record is from RefSeq and is a predicted model, not a curated record. The transcript has 2 exons. Gene Ontology annotation, molecular function: protein binding. Bases 235 to 1824 code for a protein of 529 amino acids.
CUGUAAGUACAUUUCAGGAGACCCUGUUUCUCAAAUGUCGUGUCUUGCGACUCCUUUUCCCAUCAAUGUGCCAGACUGCUCCUCACGUCAAGGGCCCCCGUAACGAGUCGAGACUUUCUCCAUGAAAUACCCCUGCAUCGAGCGAGCCGAUACGGCAAUGCAAAUGUUGUCAAGUUACUUCUAUCCCACCACUCCAAUCCUUUAGUAUUUGACUGCGAACGAGGGCGAAACGCAAUGCAUUUAGCGGCUUCACACGACCGGUGUGAGAUUGUUGAGCUUCUUUGUAACCACAUAAAGAGAAUCGAGCAUUCCGGGGACUGUUCACUCGCCGGUGGCGAAACAAAUGUCUCCUCUCCACAAUGUUCUUGUCCGACAAUUUUUCCACGCCUGAAUGACAAAGAUGCUUGUGGUGAUACGGCACUCCACAUUUCAAUAGUUGAAAAUCGUCCACGGAUAGUCUCUACAUUGCUUAGGUUUUCAAAAUCGAUCGCCGAUACGCCAAUGAAUCACUAUGGCACUACGACCAAAGUGCUUCUUAAAAAACCUCAACAUUGGUAUCGCCCUUUGCAUGGAGCACUUCGCGACUUAAAGUUGGUGAAAGCCCUCGUCGAUGGGGGAGCGACUGUUGAUUUGCCUGAUUCCGAGGGGUUGACACCGCUCGUGACCGCGAUACACGGUAAAGACAAAGAGGCAGUCGGAUAUCUUCUAGAACAUGGAGCAGACUUCCUCAUUUCUUGUUCGAAGCAUAAAGAAACGACUGUUCUACAAGAAGCAGCCGAUCUCUGUUCUGCCGCUAUACUAAACCGGCUUGAUACCAAGGACCCGCGAAAUGACUUAUCCACCAAUCGUGGCAGGGCCAUCCUCCUCGAGGCUCAGGCCUGUAGAAAAUGGGACAUUGUUCAGAACUUGAUUCGACAUUGCCGUGCAAAAGACUGCAUUGGGAAAGUUUUGGAUGGUGAAAAGAUUAUUGAAUAUGCACUUCGUUAUUCCACAGUACCGGUUGUGGAAUUCUUAUUGACGAACGGCGCUAAUCCCAAUUGUCAACUUUAUUAUCAGGAUGAUUAUUGGAACUUACCAAUUCAUGUUGCUGCAGAGGUAAACAGCAUCCGAGCAGCACAAUGUUUAUUAAAACGUGAGGCGUCGUUACUAUCGAAAAGUCAAAGGGAGGAACUGCCAUCUCAAUUCGCGAUGUAUUUCGCUGGCCCUGAGACGGUUGGCUGGUUUUUGAGGGAAACCAUCGCGGCAAUCAGGAAACAGACAAAGACUAUACACAUUGCAGACACGAUGACAAGGUUCCUGGUAGAAAGUACAGCACUCGCCUGCCAACAGGGAUCGGUGGAGAUAUUGCAGAUCGUCCUCAAGAUUGGCAAACAAGAGAUUGACGACCUUCCGAAAAUGGGACCCUUGCUCCACAUUGCAAUGCAUUGGGGUCGAGUCCAAAUAACGAAAUAUCUCUUGGAAGCUGGUUGCGAUCCGACAGAAGCUGAUCUGAGAGGGAGAACGCCUACACAAAUUCCCUUUUCCGCUUUCAAAGGCCACCACAACGCGCCUAGCAACAGCCAGGAGGAUUACCAGGAAUGCCUAAAGCUGGUCCAAGAAGCAAUCGACCUCAGGGGGACCACCGACACGACGGCUGAAUCUACAACUAAUCAAAUGCAGCUGGUCUCCACCACAACAGACUCACCUACAAGUCGGCGUGAUAGAGGAACAGCGGAAGCGCCGCCGAAACCCAAUCUAAGGCAACGACCGAAACAAACUGUUGCUCUUGCCCAAGCGUUCGCACCUCGAAGAAGCCGCCGUUUCUUGGGGAUAUCUAUGAAAUAAAACAAGAGUCUCGCAGAGAAGGACUCGUUCAGGUCAGACUGCUUGCACUCCAGAGUGAUUACAACCGUGCAAAAAUCAUCAAAUCCAAUUCCUGAGAGGACUAUGGUUGCGAUGGGAUGAAGCGCUCUGACUAAUCCCUCUUGCAUCUCUCGAGUCGCGUCAAACCUUUACAACCAUCCUCUGGCCACCCGAUCCAACGAUACUCAGCUUCGUCCCG